CCCCCCUCUCUGUUUAUACUAGUUUUCACCCAUCAUUAACACAGUAUGACAUCAUCACCUGAUUGCUACCGAAACAGAAAUAUCUGCUAUUAUUAUUCCUAGUUGCAAUGGGUUGCGUUUGUGGCACGUUUUCUCCCCCUCGAGAAGAGAGGCCAAGACCGCAAGUGAAGAGAGUUGCGAGCAACAAAAGUUCGAGGACUACACGUUCCUCUAAGCAUGUGGGAGAGGGGGUGAAUUCGAAGAAGGAGAAGACUCAGAGACAGAGAGUGAGUGUGAAUGUUAAUGAUGGUGGUGUUGCAGAAGGAGAAAAGGCAAAACCAAUUGCUAAAGAAAAUAAGAGUUAUAAAGAUCGGGAUGCUAGGGAGGAGAAGAUGGCCAGAUAUGAAUUCGUGGAAGGGUGGCCAAAGUGGUUGCUCGAUAAUAUCCCUGCAAAUGUUUUGGCUAAUAUUGUUCCCAAGAGUGCUGAUUCCUAUGAAAAACUUGCCAAGAUAGGACGUGGAACAUAUAGCAACGUGUACAAAGCUAGAGAAAAGGGCACAAGAAAGAUUGUUGCUUUGAAGAAGGUAAGGUUUGACACGUCGGAUUCUGAAAGCAUCAAGUUUAUGGCAAGAGAGAUCAUGAUGCUGCAGAUGCUGGAUCAUCCCAAUGUGAUCAAACUUAAAGGACUAGCAACAUCAAGGAUGCAAUACAGUCUUUAUCUAGUUUUUGACUUCAUGCAGUCUGAUCUCACCCGCAUUAUCUCGCGACCCGGGGAGAAACUCACCGAAGCACAGAUCAAGUGCUAUAUGCAGCAGCUACUUUCUGGCCUGCAGCACUGUCAUGAGAAGGGAAUAAUGCACCGAGAUAUUAAGGCUUCUAACUUGUUAAUAGACAGAAAUGGGGUGCUGAAAAUUGCAGAUUUUGGGCUUGCAACUUCCAUUGAAGCUGAAGGGCCUCUAACAAAUAGAGUGGUGACACUUUGGUAUAGGGCACCAGAACUUCUUUUGGGUUCAACCGAUUAUGGAUAUAGCAUUGAUCUCUGGAGUGCAGGGUGCUUGUUGGCUGAGAUGUUUGUUGGAAGACCAAUUAUGCCUGGCAGGACAGAGGUUGAACAGAUUCACAUGAUAUUCAAACUGUGUGGUUCUCCUUCACCGGAUUAUUUUAAAAAACUGAAGCUAACAACAAGCUACCGGCCUACACAACAUUACAAACCUAGUUUCCAUGAAAACUUCCAGAAGUUUCCUUCCUCUUCCCUGGGUCUCUUGGCUACAUUUCUUGAUCUCAACCCUGCCCAUCGUGGUAAUGCUGCCUCUGCUCUCCAAAGUGAUUUCUUCAAAUGUAGUCCAUUAGCAUGUGACCCUUCAGCUUUGCCAGUAAUCCCCAAAGACGAGGAUGAACGCUUACAAACUAAGAGAGGCAAAAGGCAAAGGGUUUCUAAAAGAGAGCAAUCAUCUCAAACAAGUAGAAGUGAUGCUAGUCAGUCAGAAAAGAACCAAAUUGCUGAACAACCCCGUGAAGACACAGAAUCGUCAAAAGAGAAUAAUAUGGAACAACACAAGCAGGGUCAAGAAACGGGGCAUAGUGCCAGCAGCACAUCAUCCGGUUCAAGACUCUUCAUGAUGACCGAAGGGAGCAUGAAUGCAUCUAUGUCCCCAGUUUUUCUCUCUAGUGGUAGUGUCAGAAAAUCCCCCAAAACUGAGGGCCACCCUAAUGCUCUUAAGAACAUAAUGAACUAUAGUGCUCUCUUACAACAGGCCUCUAUAAUUGAUAUGAUCAACCGCAAUGAAGGCAAAGAAUUCCCUCAGCUUCGUAAAUCCUUCUCCGCGUUGGAUUUUCGACUUGAUUCUGACAAGCUAUUAUCAAAUCUCUAUGCCUUACAUAAUAAACAUAUUUAAUUUUGAUCAAUUUUAAACAUGACUUUUUUUCCAUUAUCCUUUAAUUAUGAUCCUCACAUCAUUAAAAGAGUUUGACUAGUCGAAAUCUUUUAAUUAAUGUGAUGUGAGAUGAUUAAAUGUUAAUGUAAAAAACAUUAGAAUUUGGAUCAAAAUUAAACUCUAAAUAAUAAGCUGGGCCGUGGAACUUGAUUAUCUGCUUAGGGUGAUUUGAGUGCUUCUAGCGUUUAUAUUUAUUUGAGUUGCACUUUCUUGUCUAAAGUUGUGGUAAAUAAACGAGUCCCUAUUCUGGACACGUUGCGACUUAGCAGUUCUACAGAAAUAAUUUUCUAGAGUGAAAUAAAUAGUAUAGGAUAUCCGUUCUGAGACAUGCUAAAAUUAAAAGAUACUGUGAUUGUAUUUUCGUUUGCAUCCAAUGUAUGGAAAUCUUUUCUUUAUCGUGAA
This is a messenger RNA of Glycine soja, 2315 nucleotides long. Its product is annotated as probable serine/threonine-protein kinase At1g54610. Gene Ontology annotation, molecular function: RNA polymerase II CTD heptapeptide repeat kinase activity; ATP binding; cyclin-dependent protein serine/threonine kinase activity. Bases 108 to 1874 code for a protein of 588 amino acids. NCBI's taxonomy places the organism in Eukaryota, Viridiplantae, Streptophyta, Magnoliopsida, Fabales, Fabaceae. The transcript has 7 exons. The record is from RefSeq and is a predicted model, not a curated record. Gene Ontology annotation, cellular component: cyclin-dependent protein kinase holoenzyme complex; nucleus. Gene Ontology annotation, biological process: positive regulation of transcription elongation by RNA polymerase II; protein phosphorylation.